UGACGAUUAGUCUCCCGGCGCUUACCGUAGAUUGUUUCAUCACGGUUGGUUGGUUCACUUGUGAGUGCAGGAACAGAUUGACGGACGUUAACCGGUGUAGCUGUAUAUUUUUGGUCAGUAGUACGAUGGAUAAAUCAUUUACGCUGUAUUCAGACCAAGCCGAAGACGUCGCUACCUCCUCUAGUUUCCGCCAGUUUAAAAUAGAAAAUUUUCAUCUCGAUCUUAAAGUGGAUUUUGAGCGGAAAACAAUAUCAGGUACCGAAACAAUAAAGCUGCGGUGCACUCAGGACGGUCAAAGUGAGUUACAGCUGGAUAUUCAUCCAACGCUGUCUGUGCAUGAGAUCACAUUCAGUCAUAAUUCACAUGACUGGACCACAGCCGAAUUUUUGAUUCGAGACUUUACCAGUUAUGGGACAACACUGGUAGUGAAGUUUCCAACGCCUUUCAACUCCGAUGACAAACUUCAACUUGCAAUCAAAUAUACAGCUUCUGAUGGACCAGGGAUGUCAUGGCUGGACCCAGUGCAGACGGCUGAGAAGACGCUGCCUUUCUUGUACACAUCUGGGUUCCCUGUCCUGAACCGCAGCCUGUUUCCCGGCUUCCAUACGCCCAUGACAAAGAGCACUUACUCGGCUGUUGUGCAGGUUCCUCAUGGCUUCACAGCAGUUAUGAGCGCUAGUAAAUGGGAACAGAGGCAAGCAGACGGCGCUUUCCUGUUCACCAUGGAACGUCCCAUUCCGGCUUACCUGGUAGCUCUGGCAGUAGGGGACCUGCAGUCUGCUGAGGUGGGACCCAGGACACGCGUCUGGACCGAGCCUUGUUUACUGCAGGCAGCCAAGCAGGAGUAUGAUAAUGUGAUCGAAGAGUUCCUCUCCGUGGGGGAGAAACUGUUUGGACCCUACGUUUGGGGAAGAUACGAUGUGCUGUUCAUGCCUCCAUCCUUCCCUUUCGGUGGGAUGGAGAACCCCUGCCUGACCUUUGUCACACCCUGUCUGCUGGCCGGCGACCGCUCUCUCGCUGACGUCAUUGUACACGAGAUCUGCCACAGCUGGUUUGGAAACCUCGUCACCAACGCCACCUGGAGUGAUUUCUGGCUGAACGAGGGCUUCACCAUGUACGCUCAGCGCAGGGUUUGCAGGGAGCUGUAUGGAGAGGCUUAUACUUGUCUGGAGGCGGCCACUGGUAAAGCUCUUCUACGUCAACACAUGGACAACACUGGAGAGGACCAUCCUCUCAAUAAACUCCGGGUUAAGAUUGAGCCAGGCGUCGAUCCUGAUGAUACCUACAAUGAAACGCCUUAUGAGAAAGGCUUCUGCUUUGUGUCCUACCUGGCGCACCUCACAGGAGAUCAGUCACGCUUUGACGCGUUCCUCAAGGCUUAUGUGGACAAGUUCAAGUUCAGAAGUGUGUUGGCAGAGGACGUAUUGGACUUCUACCUGGAGUUUUUCCCAGACCUGAAAGAGAAGAAUGUCCACAAAAUCGAGGGUCUGGAUUUUGACAGCUGGCUCAAUGUGUCGGGUUGGCCUCCAUAUGUGCCUGACCUCUCCGCUGGUCAGGAGCUAAUGAAACCAGCAGAACUGUUAGCAGAAAUGUGGGUUAAUCAUGACCUAGACUUGGAAUCGAUCUGCAAAACAGAUAUAAAACUGUGGAAGACCUACCAAACUGUCUACUUCUUGGAAAAGAUCCUUGAGAAGUCACCACUUCCAGAUGGCCACAUAAAGGAGCUGGAGGAGUGCUACUCGCAUAUUAUUGAGUCCAACAAUGCCGAGCUGAAACUGCGAUGGGCACAGAUUGUUGCAAAGAAUCAACAUAAACCAGGAUUCCAACAUAUUCGCAACUUCCUCACAAGCCAGGGGAAACAGAAGUACACAUUACCAGUUUAUCGGGCCCUUUGGAAUGGAUCAGAAGAGACAAAGGCUCUGGCAUUGGAGGUUUUCUCAGCCACCUCGAAUCAGCUUCACUUCAAUGUUCGCAAUUACGUAAAAAAGAUACUAGCUUGAACAGAAAUGAUUUAGGAAAAUGUAAGGCAACCUUUGUAUUCAAUGAACCACUUUUAAAAGCACCCUAUCAUCUUAUUAACUGUAUUGAUUUUUCAGGGAAUUGCUUCUACUUUUUUGAAUUUGUGAAUUGUUGUGGAUAUUUGAAUAAAUAAAAUAUCUUCUGGGUAUUUAA
Molecule: messenger RNA, 2172 nt
Organism: Carassius auratus (goldfish)
Lineage: Eukaryota; Metazoa; Chordata; Actinopteri; Cypriniformes; Cyprinidae
Gene: rnpep
Product: arginyl aminopeptidase (aminopeptidase B)
Exons: 11
Coding region: 126-2000 (624 amino acids)
Biological process (GO): proteolysis
Molecular function (GO): metalloaminopeptidase activity; zinc ion binding
Source: RefSeq, a predicted model, not a curated record